CCCCGGCCGUGGGGCACUGCACGCUGGGAGUUGUAGUCCUGAUUGGCAGCACCCGGAAGUUCCUAAGGGCAUGGGAUUCUAGCCCGUCCUUAUCGCUCCGGGAGGUCACAUUCUUUAGCUGCUCCCUUGCGUUCUGUCGGGCGGAACCUUCAGUGAGCACGGCUGGAUUUGUCUGUGCCACCGUCUCUCUUCUAGGUUUCAAUAAAGUUUUCCUCCUCUUCCCCUUGUACGGAGCUCAAGAUGGCGACCUCCUGGUCGCCCUUGCUUAUUCUGCGCUCCUUAGUGCAGAGGCGGCUAAGAAGAUGUGUUGGGUGCGGGGAUUGGGCCGCCGCUCUCGUCCCUUCGGCUGCCGCCCCUGGGAAGCCCCUUUGGAAAGCCUAUACAGUUCAGACAUCUGAGAGCGUGCCCCUAGCUGCUGCGACAGAGGCUUAUUUGAAAGCUUUGGCUGUUUGCCAUGGACCUCUGGACCACUAUGACUUUCUGAUCAAAGCCCAUGAGCUAAAGGAUGAUGAACAUCAAAGAAGAGUCAUGCAGCGUUUGCAGAAAUUACACGAGGACCUUAAAGGAUACAGUAUAGGGACAGAGGGUCUUUUUUCAAAGCUUUUUUCAAGGAAGAAACCUCCAAGGGGCCUGUAUGUUUAUGGAGAUGUUGGUACAGGAAAAACAAUGGUGAUGGACAUGUUUUAUGCUUAUGUGGAAGUGAAGAGGAAAAAACGGGUUCAUUUUCAUGGUUUCAUGCUAGAUGUACACAAAAGAAUACAUCGCCUUAAACAGAGCUUGCCAAAAAGGAAACCGGGAUUCAUGGCUAAAUCGUAUGACCCAAUAGCUCCCAUAGCUGAAGAAAUCAGUGAAGAAACUUGCCUCUUAUGUUUUGAUGAAUUUCAGGUCACUGACAUUGCUGAUGCCAUGAUUCUGAAACAGCUUUUUGAAAAUCUGUUCAAAAACGGGGUCGUCGUUGUGGCAACAUCCAACAGGCCACCGGAAGAUCUCUAUAAAAAUGGACUCCAAAGAGCUAACUUUGUACCAUUUAUAGCUGUCCUGAAGGAAUACUGUAAUACAGUUCAACUAGAUUCUGGGAUAGAUUACCGGAAAAGGACACUUCCUGCUGCAGGAAAACUCUAUUACCUCACAAGUGAAGCUGAUGUGGAGGCUGUCAUGGAUAAGUUGUUUGAUGAGCUGGCUCAGAAACAAAAUGAUUUAACUAGACCAAGGAUUCUAAAAGUGCAAGGCAGAGAGCUGCGGCUGAAUAAAGCCUGUGGAACCGUUGCCGACUGCACAUUUGAAGAGCUGUGUGAGAGACCACUUGGGGCCAGUGACUAUUUGGAACUGUCAAGGAAUUUUGAUACAGUAUUUUUACGAAACAUUCCACAGUUUACCCUAGCAAAGAGGACUCAAGCUCGAAGAUUCAUAACACUCAUCGAUACCUUUUACAAUUUCAAGGUGCGCAUGAUUUGCUCUGCAUUGACUCCUCUAUCAAGCCUAUUUCUGCAUCAACAUCAUGACAGUGAGUUGGAGCAAAGCAGAAUACUGAUGGAUGAUUUGGGGCUGAGCCAGGACGCAGCGGAAGGACUUUCCAUGUUCACUGGGGAAGAGGAAAUCUUUGCAUUUCAGCGCACGAUUUCCCGACUCACAGAAAUGCAGACUGAGCAGUACUGGAAUGAAGGGGACAGAAACAAAAAGUAACUGUCACUUUUGCAUGAAUAAAACUCUGGACAAAUGAUUAAUGUGGGGAGAACUGUUGCAGGAGUUGAAAGAAUCAUUUUCUCAUCAUUAAUUAUGCACUUUGUUCUGUGGACCAUUUUUAUCUAAAAUUGCUGUCAAAGAUGUAGUGGAUUAGUAAGUUAAAGCUAUUUUCAUAGGUUACUUUUUUGCCAUUUAUUUGGAGUUAAUUCUGCACCACAAAAUUAAAAUCAGCACUCCAGAAGACUAAUGUAGGACCAGACUUUUUAGCUUUAUGUUAAGCCACCUGAAUGAACCUGGAGUGCACAAACACCGGUGAGCACAGUGUGUUUGGAUGUCUCCAAGGUUUGGCUACACGGUGGUCGCGUGAUAGAAACACAUCUUUCAUGAAAGGAAGAAAGAGCCCUACAUUUCUAUUCAAGACAAAGAAAAUGUUCUGAUUUAUUACAACUAGAGUGAAUCAUGUCUUAGAAUAUGGAUUAUAAUAUGGUCUUUUUGGUAUUAACUAUAAUAAACCUCCCAGGCCUUCAGGUUCCCUUGCGGUGGAGAGUAUGUCUUUUACCCUGAGAGCAAGCUUCACAGGCAGGACCUGAUCUCAAGCCCACCCAGAGUU
Molecule: messenger RNA, 2293 nt
Organism: Trichechus manatus latirostris (Florida manatee)
Lineage: Eukaryota; Metazoa; Chordata; Mammalia; Sirenia; Trichechidae
Gene: AFG1L
Product: AFG1 like ATPase
Exons: 13
Coding region: 241-1683 (480 amino acids)
Cellular component (GO): cytoplasm; mitochondrion
Molecular function (GO): ATP hydrolysis activity; ATP binding
Source: RefSeq, a predicted model, not a curated record